Mya arenaria is the source of this 7107-nucleotide messenger RNA. RefSeq names its product heparan sulfate glucosamine 3-O-sulfotransferase 1-like. Gene Ontology annotation, molecular function: [heparan sulfate]-glucosamine 3-sulfotransferase activity. Bases 119 to 1192 code for a protein of 357 amino acids. The record is from RefSeq and is a predicted model, not a curated record. The transcript has 2 exons. NCBI's taxonomy places the organism in Eukaryota, Metazoa, Mollusca, Bivalvia, Myida, Myidae.
CUUCAAUCAAGUCGACCAUGGGACGGGUCCAAAUUAUUUUAUAAUCCUGAAUUAGCAUCAGAAAAUGGUGUUUUCAGCUUUCCAAUGGUCUAUGAGGUUGUAGCCAAGGUUAUGAGGAAUGGCAUCCAAAACAAAGUAUUCAAGAUUACCGACAGGCCUGGAACCUAAAGACACCUCACAGCCAAAGUCCAAAAAGUUUGCUGUCCCUAAGAUUACCAGAUUGAAAUUAUGUGGAAUCAUCUUUGUCGUCAUAUUUGUUUCAAUAACAAUUGCCGUAUCUUGCAUCAAAUCAAGUUAUUUAGAACAGACACCUAUAUGUAACUUAUCUAAAAAUGGAACACGAUUACCUCAAGGAGUGGCUGAAGACUCAGUCAGCCACAUGAAAUUCAAACACAUGAAAAAGAGGCUACCUCAGUGCAUUAUCAUUGGAGUGCGAAAAGCAGGCACUCGAGCCCUGUUGAAAUACUUGAACAUUCAUCCAGAUGUUGUAGCCAAAGGUGCUGAAAUGCAUUUUUUCGAUGAUGAUGAGUUUUACACUAAAUCAUUAGAAGCUUACAGAAAAGAGAUGCCUCCUUCAUUUGAAGGUCAGCUCACGGUUGAAAAGACUCCAGGUUAUUUCACUGAACCUUUAGUUCCAGAAAGAAUGUAUAGGAUGAACAGCAGCAUUAGACUAUUGUUAAUACUGAGAGAACCAGUAGAGAGACUUGUCUCUGAUUAUCUUCAAUUUGCCGAAGGAAAGAUAACGCAGGGUAAACCAUGUGAGACCUUUAAUGAGAAAGUGUUCGAUAAAUAUGGAAAUAUUAACAAAAGCUACAAAGGGGUGAGUAGGUCAGUUUACCAUAAGCACCUUAAGAGAUGGACAGAAGAUCUGUUCACGAUGAAGCAGUUUCUGAUCAUAGAGAGCAGUGAACUUGUACAGGAUCCACCAGCAGUUAUGGCCAAAGUUGAAGACUUUUUGGGUCUACGACAUUACAUCAAACCAAGGCACUUCUAUUUCAACAAAACCAAGGGAUUUCACUGCAUCAAAAGUGGAGGAGGACAGGAAUGUUUGGCUGAUAGCAAGGGAAGGGAACACCCAGAUCUGAAGCCUAACGUCUUGGAAAAACUAAAGGAAUUUUAUGCCCCGCACAACAAAAAAUUAUACAAAAUGAUCGGUGAGGACUUCGCUAGGUUCGGCUGGGAUGAUUAUUAGGUUGUUAAACUAGGCCCAAGUUUCUCAAACAAUCCCUUAUAACAGGAACAAGCUAAGCACACUAUUUUUGUCUUGCUAAAAUUGUAAUUUUCCUAUUUUGAGAUGUUUUAAGAGAAUAUAAUGUAACAGUCAAUGAAAUUAAGAUUUUUCUUGAACAAGCCCAAGUACUGUAUGUUCAUAAAACCCACCAGCAUGAGUAUGUAAACAUAAACCAUUAUAAAGCAAAAUCUAGGUUUAUUAUUAGCCGUGAUUUACAGCAUCAUGAUAAACUAUUUUUACUUUGAGAAAUCAAGAUUAUGUACAGAAUUCAUCUAAAUGAAGUAAGAUACUUAAGCUUGUUAUGCUUAAGUUUUAUUGAGAAAUUGGGGCUAUGGCUGCUUAGAUUGUGAUGUUACAUCAUCGUCAUCAUGAGUGCAUGACAAGCAGAAAAGGUCUAACACUAAAGAUGACAUCAUCAAUCCAAACAAUAUGACAUUGUCAAUUCAAACAAUAUGACAUCAUCAAUCCAAACAUAUGACAUCAUCAACCCAAACAAUAUGACAUCAUCAACCCAAACAAUAUGACAUCAUCAUCAUCAAUCCAAACAUAUGACAUCAUCAACCCAAACAAUAUGACAUUGUCAAUUCAAACAAUAUGACAUCAUCAUCAUCAAUCCAAACAUAUGACAUCAUCAACCCAAACAAUAUGACAUUGUCAAUUCAAACAAUAUGACAUCAUCAAUCCAAACAUAUGACAUCAUCAACCCAAACAAUAUGACAUUGUCAAUUCAAACAAUAUGACAUCAUCAAUCCAAACAAUAUGACAUUGUCAAUUCAAACAAUAUGACGUCAUCAACCCAAACAAUAUGACAUUGUCAAUUCAAACAAUAUGACAUCAUCAAUCCAAACAUAUGACAUCAUCAACCCAAACAAUAUGACAUUGUCAAUCCAAACAAUAUGACGUCAUCAACCAAAACAAUAUGACAUUGUCAAUCCAAACAAUAUGACGUCAUCAAUCCAAACAGUAUGACAUCAUCAAUCCAAACAAUAUAACAUCAACAAUACAAACACUAUGACGUCAUCAAUCCAAACAGUAUGACAUCAUCAAUCCAAACAAUAUAACAUCAACAAUACAAACAAUAUGACAUCAACAAUCCAAACAGUAUGACAUCAUCAAUCCAAACAAUAUAACAUCAUCAAUCCAAACAGUAUGACAUCAACAAUCCAAACAAUAUGACAUCAUCAAGCCAAACAUCAUACUUUUCUGUUACCAUAAAUAAAACAGCAGGGCCUAUAAGGUGAUGUGUUUGUCCUGUCAUGUGUACUUUACACUUUGUUAUGUAAAAUAUAUUAAGUGAUAAAACCCCACAAUAUUUCUAAAACUUAACUAGAAGUCCCAUUUUUGCUUGUCAUGCUUCAUGUGUUGUUUGGUAAACUUACUGUAGACCCAGGCAAUUUGGUGAUUAUUUGUUUAUCAGUUAAAAGGGAUCAAAAUUGGUGGAAGUGUUAUGUUCUUGAUAUUGUUUUAUGAAGCCUUAAUCAAAAGAGCCCAAAAGUUUAACCAACUGACUCCAAAAUUGCUGUAAUAAAUUUCACUGGAAAUAAUGGUUUAAUAAUUGCGAAAAUUCAAUUUUACCAGAUUAUUUCAAUUCUAGUUUUGGACAAUUUUCAAUUGGACUUGCUCAAAAUCUGUUUACUUUUCAGGUAUCCAUAUUUUUAGGGUAUUUAAAUUUCAUUUUAUGAAUUAGAAAUCAUACUUGUUGGAACAGUAAUGGACUGGAAUAUAGAAAAUUAAAUCUCUUGGUAUUGGUUGCGAAGCAAAGGUCUGACUCUAAUUUAUAUUGAACACUUUUUUGUAACAAAUGAUCUAUUAUGGAUUUUUUAUCCAAAUUGUGAUGAAUUUGUCAUUUAAACUGACAGUAUGUUAAUUGUGGUAACAUAUAUGUUACAAAAGGGGAUUGUAUUUUAAGAAAGGUUUAGACAUUGAAAUUGUAAGUUAAAAUCAGUAUUCAAAAUUCUUAAGAAAAACAUUUUAAAGCUUUAUGUAAAUAUUAUUAUUUUUUUUACUUUACAAUUUAUGUACUUGUUGUUUUGUAUUUAUAACAUUGAUUUGUUUUUUUACUAAAACUCACACAUGAUAGAAAAACAAAUUUGAGCUUGUAAAUUGUAUUAUAUGUCAGGCCACAAUCAAAGAAUAGUUUGAUUGACCCUACCCGACUGAUUCAAAUAAAAACCUGCCUUCCGGAUUUUUUUUAGCCUCUUUACUGAUCAUGUGUGGGUUUUUUUUUUAAAUUUCUGUUCAUAUGAAUAUUACAAAAAUAUAUGGCAAGAAAUAAAAAAAAGAAUAAAAAAACAACACAAAAAAUCCUAGCCACUGCUCACAAUGUGGAUCAGAUGAGGCCAAACAAAGUAUUUUGUAAUUGUGAGCUUAUCUUCACAAACAGUUGUUUUUAUUUGUUCUUAUGGUCCAACCUGUUUUAAAAUUUUCUUGUUUAAAGAUUGUUUUACAUGUAUGGUGAUAUUUCAGCAUUUUUUUAAUAGCUUUUAUUUUAAAAAGACAGGAAGAUUUUAAGAAUCAAAUUGUUUAGCACAGCAUUCUGUUUUGAAAAAAAGUUGUUGUUUUUAUCAUAUUAUUGUAUGUCUGGGACUCAGUGGUAAGGGCGUCUGUGUAUGGAGCGGGAGGUCAAAGGUUUGAGCCCCACAACGACAGGGCUUGUUUUGAUAUGGGGAGUUACUGACUCAGCAGCUGAAUAAAUGGGUACCAAAUGCCUUUCUGUCAUGGGCUGGGCAUGUUGGAUAGGAAUCGUAAUUAAAAAUGUUAAUAAAUCAAAACAAACAUUUCUCUUACAAACACUUCCUUAUUGCUUACUUUAAUAUUGUAUCUACCUCUUUAUAUGAAUGAAAUGGGUAUUUUUGGCCAGUUUUCAAGUAUAUUUCCAUAAUAUACUAGAGAGUAGUUAAAGAAAAUUUAUAAGCUUAAAAUUAUCCCUAUAUUGAAAUACUGUAGUUGAAUUGAUAUUGGUAUUUUGUUAGCUGUAUGUACGUUGUACAUGUAUAGUUCGGCCAGUAGAGUGAUUUUAGUAUUGAAAAGCUAGCCCAUACUUCAGUAAAGGACUUGGAUGGAUUAACCUACCACAAUAGCUUUAAGCACAGACUUGUAGCCAGCAGGGUUUGACCGAAAUGUAAAAGGUGAAAAUUGAUCGGAGUAAUUUGUAUCAAAUUUGCUCACUGUUAGUGAAGGGGUAAAGUUUAGGCAAUAUCAAAUUGAUUCAUUUUUCAAGCAUCAGGCUUCAGUUAUUUCAAAACCUACUGACAAGGAAAAAAUGCCACAUUUUUUUGUUAAUGAAUUUUAGCGUGUUUGGUAGAGACAACACAGUCGUUAUUACAGAUGUUUUUUCUUUUUUUUUACUGUGUGUAAAAAUUUGAUUUAUUAUAUUUAAAAAAAAAAUGCUUUAAAAUGGUUUUAUCAUUUUUCAAAACUAAAUUGCCACAUUUUUAUUGUAGAAAAUACAUUAAACAUAACACUUUAUAUAAGCGAAAUAAAACAAUAAAGGAAAUUAUUUAAUUUAAAGAAAAUGUACAAUUUCAACUACAGUAGCUCCUGUUAAAUAUGGCCAAGUUGUUUCAAUCUUGCAAAAUUACCAUUAAAACUUUAUAAUACCAAGUUUAUAUUUUACUAGAAUCGUUUUAUACAUGUAGCAAAAAUAUAUUUUUGAGUCAUUUCAUCGUUAUCAUCCUCUGAAAUCCUUUUAAUUUUAGGGCCAAUACCAUAUUUGAUAUAUUUAUUGUUUCUGAAGAUUGAAUUAUACCGGCCAGAUGAAGGUGAAUGUAGACUAAGGUUGGCAGGGCCUUGUUUGUCCCAGUGGACUAACAUUACAUUGUAUGCUUUUUAUCAUACUGUCAGGGUUGUGACGUUUUAUGUUAGACUUGAAACUUGACAAUUAUUUGUGUAAAAAAAGUGUAGGUUUUUGAUAUGCAUUAUUGGGGAAACUCAGUUGAUAUUUUUGGCGUUAUUUUUUAAUGCCGACAUUUAAUAAAUUUAGAGGUUAUUUCAUUGUGUAAUUUAUUGAACACAUUUUCUAAAAUUUCUUUGUGAAUGUGAUAUUUAAUUUAUAUCAUACAUUCGAUAUAAAUUCAUAAAGUGUUGUUUUAUAACACACACAUUUUAUACACUAUACAUUUAUGAUGUCAAGUCAAAAGUUAUUUUACUAGUUCUGUAUCCAAAUAUAAUGAUGUUUUUUUCUUGAUGGCGACGUCAUAUAUGGCAUAUUUUACUGUAAACCUCGGGCUUUGAAUUAUUGGGGGAAAUCCAGAUUUAAGGACUUUUGUCAAACAGGGCUAGUCAUUUUUUUUUAAAUAUUUCAUUUUCUUAAUGUGUUUUUAAUUGGAAUUAUUUUCUACUAAAAAGGAGGAACAUUUUUUAGGAUUUUCUUGUCUUUCCUUGCCAAUAACUAUUUCUUCAUUUUAUAUUAUGUAAUUUACAUGUAACUUUCAAAGCACCUUAUUUUUUAACAGUAUUAUAAAUAUUUUAUUUCAUUUAACCUUAUCAAUUACUGAUUGAUAUAGCUUAUCCGAUUAUUUCCAAUAAGUGAUUCAGAUUUUGGACUUAUUUUCAAACUGUACUAAUUUCUCAUGGUUAUUGAAGUAAAUGUUGGUUGAAUGGGUAUUUUUUGAAACCUCAGUACCAAGUUUUGUAACAUUUUUUGUGCAAUAAUACACAUUUCAGGCACUUGUUAAGACAAAAAAUUUAAUUUACUACUGAUAAAGCCGACAUGCUGUUGUGAUGCUGUACUAAAUUAUGUGACGUUUGUCUGCGAAAAUAAGUCUUGCAGAGGUAAAAAUGGCAUGUUCAGUUUUGUAAAAUAUUGUGGCUCAAUCAGUGUUUUUUAUUUGUUUAUUUCUGACAACUAUCUCUAACUAAAAUGUUUUUAAUUAAAAAAAAAUUAUUUCCGCUUAUGUAAAAAAAAUAAUUUGUUGAUAAUGUGAAUGCCACCACAAGAUUCAUUUUUGCAGAUGAUGUGACAAUUCAGUUAUAUACAUGUUUUUGUAUUUGCUGGUCUCUUUAACUUUCUCCUCAUUAUUAGUGCAUACAUUUUUUUAUAUUUAAAUGAUGCCACUAGCUUAUUAAGUAGUAGUUAGUAUAAAGAAUUAAGUUGUGACAUUCGUCACUUAUUUUAGUUUGUCUGUUUUUCAAAGAAAAAAGUCUAGAUAUAAUCGUAGCCUCGGUGUCAUUGUUGGCGCGGUUGUGUAGUGAGCGGAAACUUUAACCUUUUCCAUAACUAACAAACAUUUGCAGAUAUUUAAAGGAACCUUGGUUGCCAGAGGAAAUAUGCACAAGCACAACAAGGCCCAUAACUCUCCCUUUAAUAAAUGUUAAGUUAUUCCCCUUUUUCGACUGAAAAGCAAUGGACAAGCAUUUACUUUCUUGCCACAGCUCUCUUGUUGUAAACAUAUGAUAUUCAGAUGGUUAUUUAAUUGAAUAUUCAAACAUAUAUAUAACUAGAUAUAAAAUUAUUCUGUGAUAUUAGAUUGUUAUAUAAAAAAAUAUUAAUAUGUCUUUUUUAAACACUUACAAAGGAGAAUUUAGAAUAGAAAUUAUGAUAUAAGAAAAAUAUAAUCUGUUCACCCCUAUUAUGAUGUCAUGGUUGUUCAAAUAAGACUAGGAUAAAUGCAUAGGUCUCCAACUUGUACUUAAAGACACAAAAAUGUCAGAACUUGAUUACAGUUGCAUUUUUAACAAAAUGUGUUAUGAUUAUUGUUUUAAUGGUCUCUGUUGUAAGGGACAUGUAUGUUUCUCAGGUAUAUUUUUAUUAUAUGUAGUUGUACAUUUGUACUGUGCACUCGUAUGCAUUUUACUCAACUGUGUUGUUUUUAGAUUACUAUUUUACCCUGGUAUGUGUUAUAUACAUAUCAAUAGUUGAAAAUAAACAUGUUCAU